Molecule: messenger RNA, 1942 nt
Organism: Hyalella azteca
Lineage: Eukaryota; Metazoa; Arthropoda; Malacostraca; Amphipoda; Hyalellidae
Product: galactosylceramide sulfotransferase
Exons: 7
Coding region: 275-1705 (476 amino acids)
Biological process (GO): glycolipid biosynthetic process
Cellular component (GO): membrane
Molecular function (GO): galactosylceramide sulfotransferase activity
Source: RefSeq, a predicted model, not a curated record
AGUAGGGUGUAAGCGCUCCCAAUCCUGUCACUCGUCCGAGAUCAUAAACCUAAUUCAGUUCGUCGCCAGGAUUCCGUGACCCAGUGAAAUGUAUUUUAUGGUCCGGCGCGUAUAAAUUUAGUCGUUUUACUUCGCUUUGUUCGUUCUUGAGGUGUCUACAUUUUUUCGUGAAUACUGAUUUCCGGGUGACUUGGAGUCUGAAUUUCAGAAGGUGGUGAAUUUCCAAAUCGACUCCUACUAAUCCUUUUGGAUAAGCGCUUGAUAUGCCGUGCAGAUGAUGUCAGUGAUACUCCGGUAUCAGUGCCGGAGAGCAGCGAAGGCCGUGGUGAGUGUGGUGGCCGUGGCUGUGGUGAUUGUUGUGCUCUUCAUCAGCAACCCCAGCUCAUCCCCCGUCGACCUGCUCGGUGUCCUUCCCCCGCCUGCAUUCAACGGCCUGCACUCUCAACGCAGGCAUGUGCUGGGGGAGCGAGGGCGCUACAAGGACUACGCGGGUGCCGACAACGACGCCCUUCUGGACGCCAUUUUUGUAAGCGCCCAACCGCCCACGCCGGGCGCGUCCGCCGCCCAGAGCAGCUGUCGCCCCGCGCGCCACAUUAUGUUCCUCAAGACGCACAAGUGCGCAUCGUCGUCCGUCCAGAAUUUGUUUUUGCGGUACGGGCUACUGCACAACCUCACGUUUGCUCUGCCUGCUGCUGGCAACUACUUGGGAAAUCCUAUUCUCUUCAAAGCCGGCAUGGUGGCGCGCAAUCUGCUGCCGCCAGAGGGCGUAGUGGACAUAUUCGCAGUUCACACGCGCCUCAACCCAUCGGAGCAUCGCAAGGUCCUGCAUCCUGACACGAUAUUUCUGACGGUCGUACGUGAUCCUUCGCUACUCUUCGAGAGCCUCUACAAUUACUUCCAUCUUGGCAAGUUCUACGAGGACGCGCCCUUGGAGGAGUUCCUCACCCUCCCUCUGGAGAUGCAAAUGGAGUUACGGAAGCGAAGCGGGCGCUUCGGCCACAACAUGAUGCUCUUCGACAUGGGCAUGGAAAUGCACAGCAACAUCACAGCCAUCGAAAUCCGGAGAGCCAUCGACCAGGCCGACGAGAUGUUCGAUCUCGUGCUCAUAGCCGAGAAGAUGGACGAGAGUCUCAUUCUGCUGAAGGAGCUGCUAUGCUGGGACUACAGAGACAUGAUUUUCUUCUCUAAAAACGCCCGUAGGGACAACGUGAAGCCUGACUUGUCGGUGAGUGCCAUAGAGCGGAUGAGGGAGCUCAACAGCGGAGAUGUCCUCUUGUACGACCACUUCUUGGCCCGCCAUGAGCAGACCGUCCUCCGCUACGGGACUGAGAAGAUGGCCAACGAGGUCGCCUCACUCAGAGCCUUAAGAGAAGAGUUCUUCGAGUACUGCGGCACCCACGUGGUCGACGGCUUUGAUGCCGACGAUGUUUUUAGAGAAUAUUCCAACCAAGUCAACGGGUAUGUGUUGGAUAACAGAGCGGACCUUGAUUGCCUGCUUCUGUCAUUACCAGAACUUUCUCUUAUCAAGAAAAUUAGAAAGAAUCAGCAAAAUACUGCCAUUGACUUUGAACGAAUGUCGUUGUUGUAUAAAGAAAAUUUUGAAUUAGAUGGUCAAUCAAAUGCGCUGGACAAUACAUUUAUAACUCACCCUGGUGGGGAGUUAAUGUUACAAGGAAUAAAUAAUACGUUCUAUGAUAGCACUUAAAGCGAGUUCUCUUCAGUAGAGGCCAUUGUAUUCUAUCGCCAGUAACUUGGAAGAAAGUCACCAACUCUAAACUAAGAUGUCUGCCUUAUAGAUUAUGUGCUGAUGUGAAUAACUUUGAUAUUCAUAUUUUGAUAAGAAAAGAAUGAUUAGAAUAUUCUGACCAACAUAUAUUCAAUUUAAACUACGGAAUUUAAAGAGGAUUUAAGAAUUUCUUGUUGGUUUUCCAGAAAUUCCUUU